Molecule: messenger RNA, 750 nt
Organism: Aspergillus calidoustus
Lineage: Eukaryota; Fungi; Ascomycota; Eurotiomycetes; Eurotiales; Aspergillaceae
Source: the annotation of a GenBank genome assembly
AUGAUGAUUCUCUUGCGGGAUGGUCGUAUGGACGUUAAUGCGACAGAGUCUGAGAGACGGACACCGUUAUCUUAUGCAGCAUCGGCUGAUGACUGUCGCCUACUCGACAUCUUACUACGGCGCAACGAUAUUGAUGUUAAUAUGGCCGAUGUUCAAGGCAAAACGGCGUUUUUCUACGCGGUCGAUGGGGGACAUAAAGAGGCUGUAAACAAGCUCCUCGACGACGCGCGCCUAGACCCUAAUCUAACUUCUCACGAUCUCACGCCCCUGGCGAUUGUCGCAGGCAGCGGUUCGAUGGAGUUACUGGAAAUGCUGUUGAGUGACCAUCGUGUGGCUGUCAACAGCCAAAUACACGGGUCCGUGGACCCAUUAAUCUGGGCAUUAUUUCAAGGAAGUGAGGGAAGCAGUCUUCGGCUGCUAUGCGCACCCAACGUCAACGUCAACUGCUGCUGUGGUACUAUGAGUGCGCUGAUGUGGGCUGUCAUAUUAAAACAAACGGAAGUUGUGGUUGAGAUCCUGAAACAUGAUCAGAUUGAUGUGAAUCACCGAGAUAAUGCUGGUCGCACAGCAUUAAUGCUCGCAAUAGAAGAGGGAAACGACGAAGUAUCCAUGGCCUUGCUGAAUAGAAAAGAUAUCAACCUCACCCUUAAAAAUAUUAGGGAAGAGAGCGCACUGGACUAUGCACUGAAAUCAGGUAACUCAAAGACGCUGGGAAAAAUCAGAAAAGGGUUAACUGGCUCUGACCCAUGA